Osmia bicornis bicornis is the source of this 1662-nucleotide messenger RNA. Its product is annotated as U3 small nucleolar RNA-associated protein 15 homolog. Bases 1 to 1566 code for a protein of 521 amino acids. Gene Ontology annotation, biological process: positive regulation of transcription by RNA polymerase I; rRNA processing. The record is from RefSeq and is a predicted model, not a curated record. Gene Ontology annotation, cellular component: nucleolus. The transcript has 5 exons. Gene Ontology annotation, molecular function: protein binding. Lineage: Eukaryota; Metazoa; Arthropoda; Insecta; Hymenoptera; Megachilidae.
AUGGCAUCCUUCAAAAAGAUAAAUACUAAGGUGUUCGCAAGAUCGGGGCCUGAAUUAACCCCAGAUAAUAUAUAUUGGAAAAAAUAUACUCCUCCUGUUUUGGUUAAGGAAUUUGGACCAAUUGAUUAUAUUGAUUUUUCACCUGUGGAACCACAUUAUUUUGCUGUCACUUGUUCAGUAAGGGUGCAGAUGUAUAAUCCCAUUACAAAACUAGUCACAAAAAAUCUUAGCAGAUUUAAGGAAGCUGCUUAUGGUGGUUCCUUUCGUGCUGAUGGAAAACUGCUGUGUGCUGGUGGAGAAGAAGCAGUAAUUAAAGUGUUUGAUGUCAAUACAAAAAGUCUUCUUAGACUUUUUUCUGGGCACAAAGCUGCUGUACAUAGAACCUUCUUUACUGCAGAUAAUCUUCACAUCGCUUCAUUUUCUGAUGAUAAGACUACAGCAUUAUGGGAUAUAUCCACUGAAAAACAAAUUGUAUCUUUUAAUGAACAUUCGGAUUAUGUCAGAGCUGGUGCAGUUAGUCCUAUUUCCACGGAUAUAUUAUUAUCUGGGGGUUAUGAUAAAAAUAUAUACAUGUAUGAUACAAGAACAAAUAAAAAAAUUCUUAAUGUGAGCCAUGAAGCUCCUGUUGAAAGUUUAUUGUUUCUACCAUCCGGUGGAAUAUUUUUGUCAGCAGGUGGAACUGAAAUUAGAGUAUGGGAUGCGCUUGCUGGUGGUAGGCUACUUGCAAAAAUCUCCCAGCAUCAUAAAACUGUAACCUGUUUAAAAAUAGCUUCAAAUGGUCACAGAAUUUUAUCUGGUUCUCUAGAUAGACAUGUAAAAAUUUAUGAUUCUGGAACAUAUAAAACUGUUCAUUCCUUGGAUUACCCCAACUCGGUUCUUAGCAUAGGAAUUAGUCCAAAUGAUGAAACUAUAGUGGCUGGUAUGGUUGAUGGUUUGAUUUCUGUCAGAAGAAGGGAAGAAGAUGUACAAAAUGAAAAGCCGCAAAGAAAAAGAGUAUCGUAUAGACGUUCCGGAAAAAAUGUACAUACACCGCAAAUAGAUGUUGUUGUACAAGAGGAAAUGAAAGAAAUCAUGUCUAAACACGAUGCCUGUUUAAGAAAAUUUCAAUAUUCUAAAGCUUUGGAUUGUGUAAUGAUGAGUUAUGUAAUAAAUAAAGCACCACAUGUUACCGUUGCUCUGAUGCAGGAACUUAUUAGAAGACAGGGUUUAAAACAGGCACUUGGCGGUAGAGAUGGCAAAAGUCUUGUAAAUAUUCUGAAAUUUUUGAAUAAACAUGUAGGAAGCGUUCGAUUUGGAAGAGUGUUAUUACACGUUGCUAAUGUGUUAAUGGAUAUCUAUGAAGACCAUCUAGACGAACUUGCUGCAGAACCACGAAAAAUGUUUACUAUUUUAGCAGCCAAAUUAGAAGAAGAAGAAAGUUUAAUAUUAGCAUUAUCAGAAUUACAAGGAAAAUUGCAUAUGAUACUAUCAGCUGCAGAAAUCGUACCUGUUACAUCAACGAAAGAUAAUCAAACUCUAGAACCUUCAAGUGCUGCUCAAAAAAAUCUAAUUUUAAGUAUAGCAUGAACGUAAUACAUCGCAUUGUUUCAUACGUGUAUCAUAGGAAAGUCUUGUACAUAUUUUUCAUACACAUUUUAAUAAAAUCCAAAUAUCGGAUAACAC